Strongylocentrotus purpuratus (purple sea urchin) is the source of this 2301-nucleotide messenger RNA. Its product is annotated as zinc finger protein 708-like. The coding region runs from base 105 to 1976 and encodes 623 amino acids. The record is from RefSeq and is a predicted model, not a curated record. Gene Ontology annotation, molecular function: DNA-binding transcription factor activity, RNA polymerase II-specific; RNA polymerase II cis-regulatory region sequence-specific DNA binding. The transcript is spliced from 6 exons. Gene Ontology annotation, cellular component: nucleus. Lineage: Eukaryota; Metazoa; Echinodermata; Echinoidea; Camarodonta; Strongylocentrotidae. Gene Ontology annotation, biological process: regulation of transcription by RNA polymerase II.
GCGACGAGCAGACUACUGCUAAUCUCCACACGGCCACAUCGCAUCGUUCAUCAUCACUUCAAAUAGCUAUUAUUUCUUCAUUCAGGUAACACCCUAUUGCCACCAUGCCUCUACCAGCAAAUGAUGAUUAUUCAGCCAUCCAGGCUUACUUCACAGCCAAGGAAUGGGCAGAGACCAGUGACUAUGAGAAACUUCGUCUCAAGAAUAUCAAAGAAAAUUAUGAGAUGAUGAUUGAAGUUGGACUACAGAUCGACAGUCCCCCGGAUUUCAUGCGACCUCGUCGUGGAAGAAAGAAACAGAUCGUAGAGGAGAGUGAUAGCGAGGAUGAGGAGUGGAAGCAGAAGAAGGCCAAGAAAAAGUCAAGAGGCCUACAGGUCAGUCCCUCGGAGUUCAUGCGACCUCGUCGUGUAAGAAAGAAACAGAUCGUAGAGGAGAGUGAUAGCGAGGAUGAGGAGUGGAAGCAGAAGAAGGCCAAGAAAAAGUCAAGAGACAGGAGAAAGGAGAAACCCAAACCAUCCCCAAGACAAUCUAGAUACCCGAAGAGAGCAGUGAGCCGCAAGUCUUACAAAGAAGAACAUGUUCCUGAUGAUUCUGCACUCUAUAGAUGUGGGGACUGUGGAACACUCUAUGCCUUUCCGCUUCUUUUAGCAAGGCAUCUCAAGUACAAGCAUGGACACUAUGGUAUUGUCCCAAAGGCAGAUGCAUCAAAGGAAGACAUUCUACAGUUUAUUAAAGGAGAAAUCAGAUGUAGUAAAUCAAGAAUUAUGCAAAACAGGGAAAAACCCCAUGUUUGUGAUCAAUGUAGUAAGGCAUUUAAUCACGCUAGUGAUCUCACAAGACAUGAACGCAUCCAUACAGGUGAGAAGCCCUAUGUAUGUGAUCAGUGUGGUAGGGCAUUUUAUCAAGCUGGUGAUCUCACAACACAUAAACGCAUCCAUACAGGUGAGAAGCCCUAUGUAUGUGAUCAAUGUGGUAAGGCAUUUAAUCAAAUAAGUAAUCUCACAUCACAUAAACGCAUCCAUACAGGUGAGAAGCCCUAUGUAUGUGAUCAAUGUGGUAAGGCAUUUAAUCAAGAACCUCAUCUCACAACACAUAAACGCAUCCAUACGGGUGAGAAGCCCUAUGUUUGUGGUCAAUGUGGUAAGGCAUGUAAUCAAGCUAGUGGUCUCAAGAAACAUAAGCGCAUUCAUACAGGUGAGAAGCCCUAUGUAUGUGAUCAAUGUGGUAAGGCAUUUAAUCAAAUAAGUAAUCUCACAUCACAUAAACGCAUCCAUACAGGUGAGAAGCCCUAUGUAUGUGAUCAAUGUGGUAAGGCAUUUAAUCAAGAACCUCAUCUCACAACACAUAAACGCAUCCAUACGGGUGAGAAGCCCUAUGUUUGUGGUCAAUGUGGUAAGGCAUGUAAUCAAGCUAGUGGUCUCAAGAAACAUAAGCGCAUUCAUACAGGUGAGAAGCCCUAUGUAUGUGAUCAAUGUGGCAAGGCAUUUAAUCGAGCUGGCUAUCUCACAAAACAUAAACGCAUCCAUAUAGGUGAGAAGCCCUAUGUAUGUGAUCAAUGUGGUAAGGCAUUUAAUCAAGCUGGUGAUCUCACAAAACAUAAACGCAUCCAUACAGGUGAGAAGCCCUGUGUAUGUGAUCAAUGUGGUGAGGCAUUUAAUCAAGCCAGUAAUCUCACAAGACAUAAACGCAUCCAUACAGGUGAGAAGCCCUAUGUAUGUGAUCAAUGUGGUAAGGCAUUUAAUCACAAACAUGUUCUCACAGCACAUGAACGAAUCCAUACAGGUGAGAAGCCCUGUGUAUGUGAUCAAUGUGGUGAGGCAUUUAAUCAAGCCAGUAAUCUCACAAGACAUAAACGCAUCCAUACAGGUGAGAAGCCCCAUGUAUGUGAUCAAUGUGGCAAGGCAUUUAAUCAAGCCGGUUAUCUCACAAUACAUAAACGCAUCCAUAUAGGUGAGAAGCCCUAUGUAUGUGAUUAAUGUGGUAAGGCAUUUAAUCACAAACAUGUUCUCACAGCACAUGAACGAAUCCAUACAGGUGAGAAGCCCUGUGUAUGUGAUCAAUGUGGUGAGGCAUUUAAUCAAGCCAGUAAUCUCACAAGACAUAAACGCAUCCAUACAGGUGAGAAGCCCUAUGUAUGUGAUCAAUGUGGUCAGGCAUUUAAUCAAGCUGGCUAUCUCACAACACAUAAACGCAUCCAUACAGGUGAGAAGCCCUAUGUAUGUGAUCAAUGUGGUCAUUAGGCAUUUAAUCAUGAACCUAAUCUCAUAAAACAUAAACGCAUCCAUACAGGUGAGAAGCCCU